AUGGCGCUGACGGUGGAUGACGCGAUCGCGACGCUGUUCACGCUGACUCAGCAUGACGAGCAGCCGGGCGUGCAGGGUCUCACAUCCACCAUGGUGUACGACGCAUCGUACAGGACGUCGUACACAGAGUACGCGGAGGUGGCGGCCUUCCAGCUGUCCCUGGAGGACGACACUGCCGCCAUCAACCAACUGGAAGCCCUAUUGGCAGAUGGCAAGGACAUGCUUGCAUCGCUCUACACCUACCGCAGCGUCUCCGAGUCCUUUCCUCAGUCAGUGCAAGCUCUGGACGAGAACGCAGAGCCGGGUCUGCUACAGGAGGCGUUUGCGAUCGUAGAUGUGGAGAUCCAACGGCUGAGAAACAUUCAUCAGUGGCAGAUGCGAGCACGGUCGUUGAUUGCUGCAGACCUGCAGCGAUUCUCAGGGGAGAUGACCGGUCCCACCCUCACACACCUGUGGAGUUUGCUGAGAGUGCUGGACACGUGUCUGCUGCUGGACCUGCUGAAGCACACCAAGGCAGCGCCGCUCUCUGAUCUGCUCUGGUUCAGGCGCCAUGCCUGCCUCACUUCCGCUCCUCCACUGCUCCCUCCCCUCGUUCCUGCAUUCGCUUCCAAGCUUCUAACUCAUUCAAGUCUCUGUCAUCUAAACCUGAAGACUUCUUUUGAGGCGCCUCAAAAAACUCAUUCAGGUCUCUGUCAUCUAAACCGGAAGACUUCUCCCCGUUUCCUGCAUCCCCUUCCACCCUUCUCUCCCUUUCCUGCAUCUCCUUCCACUCUUCUCCCCCUUUCCUGCAUCUCCUUCCACCCUUCUCCCCAUCUUCCCUCUUCCCCCUUGCUGUUUUCUGCACUUACCUGGCCGCCUGACACCAGAGCGGUGCAGAGUGGUCGAGUCAAUGCGGAGAGCGGUUCUGACACUGACAGCGACCUGGAGGAGUUCUGGAGCAAGCGCUGGGCCGUCCUUUCCAGCCUGCAGGCCGGCAUUCCGGGCAACGAAACGUACGUGCUGGGAGUGCAUGUGGAGGAGUUCUUUGUGCAGCUGAUGGUGGUGGCCACGGGCACCAUAGAGAGCGGCCGCACUCUGCUGUUCGCAGAUCGUCUCAUGCUGCUGCGUGUGCUGCCGGUGCUCAUAUCGCUCGCUGCCCGCACCGAGGCCGAGGCAGACACGCUGUUCCGCCGGAGAGUGAAGCUCGACCGCCUUCUCAGACUCUUCAAGCGUGAACCCCUAGUGGCGGGCUACAAGGAGGUACCAUUCGCCCUCGCGUCUCUCCUGCCAGACCUCUCGCCCUUCUUCCGCAAGCUGUGUGUUGAGAAGGGCGUGCUGCUGCCCGUGCCCAGCAACAUGGACGCUAAGGAAGUGUCGCGAGUGUAUGACCUGCUGCCUCAGAUGCCUGCUAUUGCCAAGGCUCACGAGGAGCUCUGCCUGCGCUUUACUGCCGCCAUGAACAAGGCAUAUACGAGUAGAGUAGCUCUGCCUCCUGAUAUAUGGCAUGGUGUGAUCGCCAGGUUGUUGCUCGCUGAGCAUGCUGACAGUGAUGAAGCAUGCAAGGGUCAAGUCUCGGUCACCACAAGCCAAGGAGGUGCGGGUGGAGGUGUACCGCAUGCUGCUGGAGGGGCUGCUGCUGCUCUCAACUUGCAUUCCCUUCCCUGUAACCCCCACCCCACCCACCCAAAACCCACACGUGCACAGCUGACAGUAAUGAAGCAUGCGCGGGUGAAAUCGCGCUCCCCCCAGGCGAAGGAGGUGCGGGUGGAGGUGUACCGAGUGCUGCUGGAGGGGCUUACAGCGCUUGCUGCGGGUGCUGGUGGAGCCGCUGGUGUUGGGGGUGUGGGCCCAGGCGGAGGCAAAGGGAAGCAGAACCUGAGUGCAUACGAGCAGAUGGUGCAGCAUGGUUUCUCACAGGCAGAGCUGCAAGCUGUGUUACAGCUGAUUGCAUACAUAAAGGGCGUGGCGGCCAUGAUGACAGCAGUGGAGGGGGACAUUGCAUGGGUGCUGCGGGAGGCCAUCCACGCGGACGUGCAGGAGUUUGCACGCGUGUAUGUGGCCUCUCUGCUCAAGCGUGUCUCCUCUUCCAACAUGGACUCACCCUACGCGAGGUAG
This is a messenger RNA of Closterium sp. NIES-65, 2094 nucleotides long. NCBI's taxonomy places the organism in Eukaryota, Viridiplantae, Streptophyta, Zygnematophyceae, Desmidiales, Closteriaceae. The record is from the annotation of a GenBank genome assembly.